Messenger RNA from Pichia kudriavzevii, 867 nucleotides. RefSeq lists its product as uncharacterized. Gene Ontology annotation, molecular function: ATP hydrolysis activity; double-stranded DNA binding; DNA strand exchange activity. The coding region runs from base 1 to 867 and encodes 288 amino acids. Gene Ontology annotation, biological process: mitotic recombination; chromosome organization involved in meiotic cell cycle; reciprocal meiotic recombination. Lineage: Eukaryota; Fungi; Ascomycota; Pichiomycetes; Pichiales; Pichiaceae. The record is from RefSeq and is a predicted model, not a curated record. The transcript has a single exon. Gene Ontology annotation, cellular component: nucleus; condensed nuclear chromosome.
AUGUCAACAACUAAGAGAAACUUAGCCAAAAUCAAAGGAUUGAGUGAAGUGAAGGUGGAAAAAAUCAAAGAGGCAUCAAAUAAGCUAGUCAACUGUGGAUUUGUUUCCGCUUUGAUCCAAUCGGAUAUCCGUACAAGGGUUGUGAAAAUCACCACUGGUUGUAAGUCUUUUGACCAAAUGCUAGGCGGAGGAAUAAGUACAAUGUCAACAACUGAAGUUUUUGGCGAAUUCAGGACUGGUAAAACACAACUAUCCCAUACAUUGUGUGUAACUACACAAUUACCAAGAGAUCAAGGAGGCGCAGAAGGGAAAGUUGCAUUUAUUGAUACUGAAGGUACCUUUCGACCUGAAAGAGUCAGGAACAUUGCUGAACGAUUUGGUAUGGACGGUAACCGAUGUUUAGACAACAUCUCAUAUGUACGUGCAUUAAAUAGCGAGCACCAACAUGAGCUUGUUGAACAAUUGGGCAUGUACUUAAGCCAAGGAGGUUAUAGGUUAAUUAUAGUAGAUUCAAUCAUCUCUUUGUUUCGAGUUGAUUACAGUGGCAGAGGGGAACUAGGUGAACGUCAACAAAAGCUAAAUCAACAUCUAUCUAAACUAGGCAGGAUUGCUGAAGAGUUCAAUUGUGCUGUUUUUCUAACCAACCAAGUUCAAUCUGAUCCAGGUGCAAGUGCAUUAUUUGCUAGUGUUGAUGGUCGGAAACCAGUGGGUGGGCAUAUACUUGCACAUGCUUCUCAAACACGAAUUCUUUUACGCAAGGGACGUGGAGAUGAACGUAUUGCCAAAAUUCAAGACUCCCCUGACUGUCCUGAGGGAGAGUGUACUUACGUUCUAGGAACCGGCGGCAUCAUGGAUGCAACUGAGUGA